AUGCUGAUAUAUCUUGUCCCCUCCUGCCUGGUAGAAGCCCUCAUCCUGGAUUCCCCAUCGUCUGGCCUGUGGCAGCAGGCGUGUUCUGGAAGGGGAAGCCCAGAAUCCAUCAUCACCGACUCAGUCACAACCGCCACGAGUCCGGCCUCUCCCGGGACGCCACCCACGCCCAACUGUCCCUCGGCUGCCCUCGCCCUGCCCUCGCUUAGGAACGAAGGCCUGCACCGCACACCCCCUGGAGUCGGCAAGGCUCAAUGCUGCAGCCCUGUCGACCGAAAAGUCAAAGGGGAUCGGGUCUCGAUGUCGGAAAAGGGUGCUCCUCCGGUACCCGUCACUCCCAGCCACACAACCGCAGGCGCACCUCCGCACCGUGAUCAAGAUUCCCAGUCUACCGGUGCCGCACGAGUAGUGGCGACCCAGCCCAGCGAAGGGGGGAAUGGUCACUACCAUGGGCCGGAAUCGAUAGUCCACCCUGCUGCUCCCGGCGGGGAGCUCCACCAGCCUCAGCAGCUUCCUCCAUCGAGGGUGCUUGGUGUUGCCAACAUUCUCAACUCGGCAGAGCAGCCUCGAUUUCUGCCCGCCGGAGGGCCGCAUCUCGCAGACCUUCACGGCCGGGCAGCCCUCUCGCCCGUACACGGUCCCCCGAGGCAGCACCACCCGGAAGGGUACGGCCGACCGCAGCUCCCGCCAGCCUCGUCGUCGGCGGAAGGCACGCCCAUCGGGGAGCUGGGACCGCCGACGUGGGUCGAAGACGCACAGCAGCAGAGAUCUGGGUUCGGCGCAGCAGCGGGAAUGGCUCGCGAGGGUCAGCAGGCCUUCAUGACGCUGCCGGGAAGCGGUGCCCCGAUCCCCAUCCACGUGGACUACUCGCAGGCGUCGAAGAAGGCGGACGAGAAGCGACAGAGGAACGCAAAGGCAUCGACACGGCACCGCCGCAAGCGGAAAGCCAUGCAGGAGGAGAGCGCACGGCAGCUGCAAAACCUUCGCGAGCAGAGGGAGGAGAUGGAGCUCCACGCCGAGGAGAUGACGGCCCAGCGGGACUUUUACAGAGACGACCGCAACCGCCUGCGCGAUAUUAUCCGCGCGACGCCGUCCAUAGCCGACCUCGCCUCCGGCCCACCCAGCCCGGUCUUCCAGCAGCGCAUAGUGCACACCUCGCUGCGCGAGUACAGCAGCGAGGACUCCCUCAUGGACCGGCAGCGGCGACCUGCGCAACGUCCCCGACUGCUAGAAGACAGGUCCGAGACGUCUGUUCCGCCGUACGGGACGCCGUCGGCCGCGACGUCGGCGGCUCACACGCCCGUUCAGGGGUCCACCACCGGCCCUACGUUUGAGCAGGAUCCGAGGACGGGACAGUGGAUUCCUAUGCAGCCGCGAAACUACGAGACGGGAUGGGCUACGUCUCAGUGGAAGCCGGGGGAUGGUGGACCCCCGAGAUGA
Geosmithia morbida is the source of this 1440-nucleotide messenger RNA. RefSeq lists its product as uncharacterized. Gene Ontology annotation, molecular function: DNA-binding transcription factor activity. The transcript is spliced from 4 exons. Gene Ontology annotation, biological process: regulation of DNA-templated transcription. Lineage: Eukaryota; Fungi; Ascomycota; Sordariomycetes; Hypocreales; Bionectriaceae. Bases 1 to 1440 code for a protein of 479 amino acids. The record is from RefSeq and is a predicted model, not a curated record.